Messenger RNA from Musa acuminata AAA Group (dessert banana), 939 nucleotides. RefSeq names its product succinate dehydrogenase [ubiquinone] iron-sulfur subunit 3, mitochondrial-like. The record is from RefSeq and is a predicted model, not a curated record. The transcript is spliced from 5 exons. Gene Ontology annotation, biological process: tricarboxylic acid cycle; respiratory electron transport chain; aerobic respiration. Gene Ontology annotation, molecular function: electron transfer activity; 2 iron, 2 sulfur cluster binding. The coding region runs from base 1 to 939 and encodes 312 amino acids. Lineage: Eukaryota; Viridiplantae; Streptophyta; Magnoliopsida; Zingiberales; Musaceae. Gene Ontology annotation, cellular component: mitochondrion.
AUGGCCAUGCACAACACUCGUCUUUCUCGGUGGUGGGAAAGAAGGGAUGUUGAGGAGGAGGAGGGUGUUGAUGAACUGGUUCAAGCAUGGGGAGCGAGCAAGGCGGCGAGCUUCGUGAGGGGAGUAGAGGAGUCGCCGCUGCAGGUCGUCCACAAAAACUUCCCCACGUUGAGAGGCGACCCAAAGGCCAGAGAGCACUUCGAGCUCGCCGCCCAGCUUCCGGAGAAGCCGACGAAGGAGUUCAAGAUCUACAGAUGGAACCCCGACGAACCCCGCCGCAAGCCCUUCCUCCAAUCCUUCUUCGUCGACCUGCGCACCUGCGGCCCCAUGGUAUUGGACGUGCUUCAGCAGAUCAAAGCGGAGCAAGAUCCCAGCCUGAGGUACCGGAGGUCGUGCAGGGAAGGCAUCUGCGGCUCCUGCUCCAUGAACAUCGACGGCAACAACACCGUGGCUUGUCUGAAGCCCGUCGACGCCGACACCUCGACAGCCACGAUGAUCACCCCUCUCCCCCACAUGUUCGUCAUCAAGGACCUCGUCGUCGACCUCACCAACUUCUACCAGCAGCACAAGCUGAUCGAGCCAUGGCUGAAGACCAAGAAGCCACCGGAGAAGGGAAGAGAGUACCUGCAGUCGCCGAGGGAGCGGAAGAAGCUCGACGGGCUCUACGAGUGCAUUCUUUGCGCAUGCUGCAGCACGGCAUGUCCUGCCUACUGGUGGAAUCAGGAAGCUUUCUUGGGACCGGCUGCUCUACUCCAUGCCUUCCGCUGGGUCUCGGACAGCCGUGAUGAGUUCACGAAGGAGAGAAUACGAGGUCUGACGGAGGACGAGGACAAAUUAUACAGAUGCAGGACCAUCAAGAACUGCACAGCUGCUUGCCCGAAGAGCUUAGAUCCUGCAAAAGCCAUUUCUGCCAUGAGGACCAUUCAUCAACUUCACUAG